UCCCACCCCCUCCUCCUCUGCCUGGGAUGACCAGCAUUCUUCCCCCUCCCCCACUGCCCAGUAUGACAGGGAUACCUUCACCUCCACCUCUUCCCACUAUGAUAGGGGCCCAUUCCCUACCUCAAAACUCAGCCAUGCCACCACCACCUCCCCCACUGCCAGGUGCGGUAGGGAUCCCUCCCCCUCCUCCACUGCCUGGCAUGGUAGGGAUCCCUCCCCCUCCCCCACUGCCUGGCAUGGUAGGGAUCCCUCCCCCUCCCCCACUGCCUGGCAUGGUAGGAUCCCUCCCCCUCUUCCUGGUGCUGCAGGAGUUCCACCUCCACCCCCCACUCCCAGGCAUGCCACCUCCUCCUCCCCCACUGCCUGGGAGGGAAGGGCUACCACCCCCUCCCCCACUGCCAGGCAUCCCACCUCCUCCACCUCUGGGAUUCAACGUAGAGGAAAUUGUCCCUGCGUGGGCCAGCAGUCUUGGCUCUGCUGCACCACCCCCUAAAAGAAGGAAGAUGCCAACGCUAAGGAUGAAGAAGCUGAAUUGGCAGAAGCUCCCCUCCAAUGUGGUGAGAGAGAGUCACUCUAUGUGGGCAUCAACAACAAGAACGAGUGAAGUAUAUGAGCCAGAUUACUCUAAAAUAGAACAGUUGUUUUGCUUUCCACAAACCAAGCCCAAAUCAAAAGUUGCACCAGUGAAGACAGAACCAAAAGAGAUUACAUUUCUAGAUUCCAAAAAGAGUCUUAAUCUGAACAUAUUUUUGAAGCAAUUUAAGUGCACUAAUGAGGAGGUGGUUAAAAUGAUUCAGGAAGGUGACAGAACAAAGUUUGAUGUUGAAGUGCUCAAGCAGCUUCUUAAACUCCUACCGGAAAAACAUGAAAUAGAAAAUUUGAAAGCUUUCAAAGAAGAAAAGGAAAAAUUAUCAAAUGCAGAUCAGUUCUAUCUUCUACUCCUUGGAGUUCCUAGCUACCAAUUGAGGAUUGAAUGUAUGCUGAUGUGUGAAGAGACUGCUGUUCUGCUGGAGAUGUUGCAGCCCAAAGCAGAAACAAUAAGGAAGGCUUGUGAAGAUCUCCUCUCAAGUCAACGGUUGCCCGUUUUCUGUCAAUUGAUCCUCAACGUUGGAAACUUCCUGAACUAUGGAAGUCACACAGGAGAUGCCGAUGGCUUUAAAAUUGGUACUUUGCUCAAGUUAACAGAAACUAAAGCGAACCAGACUCGCAUUACACUGCUCCACCAUAUAUUAGAGGAAGUGGAAAAAAAUCACACCGAUUUGCUUCAGCUUCCCAAAGAUCUUGAAUGUGUUUCAAAGGCAGCUGGAAUCAAUCUAGAUGUUAUUCAUUCUGAAUCCAGCUCCAAUAUAAAGAAAUUGCUGGAACUUGAACGGAAGCUGUCAUCUUCAAUUGAAGAAGUGAAAGCCCAAUAUGGAACAGCCAUUCAGGUUGAGCUUAACUGCAACCAAAAGCUGGAGGAUGAGUUUGAACUCGUUGAAGCUAAGAAAACAGAGCUUGCCAACUAUCUCUGUGAAGAUCCAAACAAAUUGUCUUUGGAGGAGAUAUUUAACACCUUGAAAACCUUCCGUGAUCUACUCAAAGCACUAAAGGAAAACAAGGACCGAAAGGAACAAGCAGCCAAAGCUGAGAAAAGGAAGAAACAGUUGGAAGAAGAAGAAGCUAAGAGGCCAAAAGGGGAAGAUGGGAAAACCGUUAAGAAAGAAGCUGUCAAACAAGAGGAGGUGUGUGUUAUUGAUGCUUUGCUGGCUGACAUAAGAAAGGGAUUCCAGCUACGAAAAACAACCAGGAACAAAAAUGGCGUAAACACUCCCAUGAAAACUACACCUCAGAAGGGAAAAGUGAUCGAGUUUACAAGUGAUAACUCAGCACAUUCAACCAGCCUGAAUAUUAAAGCUGAUGAGGUUGACUCAGGGGCCCCAGCUAGUAGAACUGAACCUGAUGACUCCUGGAACCAUUUAAAUUCAAAUGACCAGAACUUGGCCCUGCCAGAAGCAUCUAAAGUCAGCGAAGACCCUUCCUCAGAGUCCUUGUUGGACACGUCCCAGGACAAAUCCUUUUCAGAGCCGGUAACUGAUUCUUCAUAUUCAGCAACGGUACCUUCAGAACAAGCCCAAGCUGGAAGAGAUGGCCAAAGAAGUUCAUCAAAGCGCAAGAAGAAAAAGAGACACAGCAAGGGCCAUUCAAGUGGUGCAGCAAGACAGAAAAAUAAAAAGCAUGCUAUUCAGCUAUUGAAAGGAGCCAUAGUAAUAGAGUGCAGUUAAUUUUUGUCUGGAGGUACUUGAUAGAAGUAAUUAAUACUCAAAUAUAUGAUAUAUAUCCAGACUUGAAAGCACCCUUAGACUGUGCCUUAUAUAACAUUCUUAUCCCAAAAUAAUUUUCUGCUACUUUGGGGCCAUGGAGUCAACUCCCGAUGGACAAAAUUGUUCGACAUAAGGUGAAGGAGAUAUGAUCUAAGACACAGCUGGAACAAGUUGAAGUUAACACAGAAAAUUUUUUAAAUAUUUUUUAAAUAGUUUUAUGGCACCAAUCUCAUGUUUAGACAAUGUGUCAGUUUAGGAAGUAUGAUUCAACAAGGCCUGAUUUUGCAAAGAUCUGUAUUUUUGAGUUAACAACAUCCUUCAAUUUGAUUGUGCUAUACUUUAUACCAGGUUGGCGCAAGCAAUUUUUGUGAUACUAUCAGAUACAUAUCACAUUCCUGUUUUUACGCAAAGACUUGUUACUCCAAGGAUUAGACAAGAGAGAUUUGUUUUAAAGAAAAUUAGUAAUUAUUCUGAUAUCACCAGUGUAGUUGUCUGCCACCUAGUGGCAAAGGUAUGCAAUUACUGUCCAUAUGAACACAUGAUAGUCUUCAUGUUUAUCCCAAACUUUUUCACUACAUGCACUACGACACUUCUUUUCAAGAAAACUUCCUCCCAAAGUAAUUAUUAAUGCAAUCAAUUUUACACUUUUUUGUGAUGGUGAUAGUAAAUGUGUUUGGGGCUAGGUAUAUCUUUUUGUUGUUGCAGAUGUAUAACAUUAAUGGAAAUAUUUUAGAGUUAAUAUUGGGAAUGUGAUUCCCUUUUAUCAUAAAAACUAAAGUAAUUUUUUGUAGUUUAUAAAUAUUAUUGAGAGAAUUGCAGAUUUGUAAAUAUCUGUUCCCUUUUGUAUGUUCACUUAUAUGAGACUGAAGGUGUAGAAAUUACUUUAUAAACUGAAUUUAGCAGUUAUAAUUUGGAAAGAAGAUAUUGACUGAGAGAGAUCCUGCUGAAAUAAAAUGGAUGCUGUGUGAUAGUGGGAUUUGCAAAGCUAACUUUGAUUUCUUCUCCAAAUCUGUUGGGAGUGUCUUCUGAAAGCUUUUGCCUAGGCAGGCUAGAAUAAUGGGGAAUUAUGAACUCCAGAAGUCCAGAAAAUGCCAGGUUUAAAAAAAGCAAGCAUGGGUAUUUGAAACAAAGUUAACUUUACCCAUGUUUUAGUUUAUCACAGAAUUUGAACAGAAGAACUAAGCCAGAUGCCUUCAUAGCAGGUUCUUCCAGCCUUGGCAUCUUUAAACUAUGUUGAUGGGGAAUUCUGAGAGUUCAUCCAUACUUUUUAAAAUUACUAAGAUGGAAGAAAAGUGCUCCAGACAUAUUGCACUACAACACCUUUAAUAUCAGGAAGCCCAGUGUCCCAGUGGCUUAAUGACACUGAAGAUGGUCUCGGAUCAGGGAGUUCGAGCCCAAGCAUUGUGCGGCAGGGUGAACUCCUGUCACGUGCCUCAGCUUUUGUC
This is a messenger RNA of Thamnophis elegans (Western terrestrial garter snake), 3745 nucleotides long. Its product is annotated as inverted formin-2-like. The record is from RefSeq and is a predicted model, not a curated record. NCBI's taxonomy places the organism in Eukaryota, Metazoa, Chordata, Lepidosauria, Squamata, Natricidae. Gene Ontology annotation, molecular function: actin binding.